This is a messenger RNA of Mya arenaria, 2216 nucleotides long. Its product is annotated as autophagy protein 5-like. The record is from RefSeq and is a predicted model, not a curated record. Lineage: Eukaryota; Metazoa; Mollusca; Bivalvia; Myida; Myidae. Gene Ontology annotation, cellular component: Atg12-Atg5-Atg16 complex; cytoplasm; phagophore assembly site membrane. The coding region runs from base 140 to 967 and encodes 275 amino acids. The transcript has 8 exons. Gene Ontology annotation, biological process: cellular response to nitrogen starvation; autophagosome assembly; nucleophagy.
CUUGAACUAAAUACUCUCUACGAAGAAGGAAACUGGGAGGAAAUUCGGAUUGUGACAUAUCCAUUACAUUUUACAAUAUUGUCAUUUUUUGUCUUCAAUAAUGUUUUCAGUGAAGCAUUCUCUAUGUCCACUAUGAGCCAUGGGAGAUGACAGAGCAAUCCUGAGAGAGAAUUGGGACGGGAGGAUCCCGGUGUGCUUCUCGCUGGCUGAGGACGAGAUUGAGCAGGAAAAGCCAGAAAAUGUUUUUGCUCACGUUCCUAGACAGAGUUACUUCCCAUUGGUAACUGAAAAGGUCUCCAAGUAUUUUUCCCAGCAUGUGGACAAAGAAAAAGUGGGAGAAAUGUGGCUUGAGUGUGAUGGACAACCUUUAAAAUGGCACUACCCCAUUGGUGUUUUGUAUGACAUGUAUGGGCAUUUAGACUCCGGGUUGCCGUGGAAACUUACGAUGCACUUUCAGGAGUUUCCAGAAAGUGAACUUCUUCACUGUCCAGGCCGUGAAGCCGUAGAAUCGGUGUUCAUGUCGACAGUGAAAGAGGCAGAUGCUCUCAAACAUCGUAGCAGCAUUAUCAACAGUAUGCAGAAGAAGGACCACAAGAAUAUGUGGAUGGGCGUUGUCAAUGACAGGUUUGACCAGUUCUGGCCAAUCAACAAGAAGCUGAUGGAGAACACAGAUGAGGAGAGCAUCAAGUACAUUCCGUUUAGAAUCUACCAGAGUGAGACUGGUUUUAUACAGAAGUUGUUCCGACCGUUCUCCGAGGAGGGCCAGGAACACACGCUAGAUGACCUGAUUAAACACGUUCUUCCAGAUCUAGAUGAAGAUGGUAAUAAGAGAGUAUUAAUACAAGGAAUCGAGGUACCCGGCGAGACACCCAUCCUCUGGUUAUCAGAACACCUCAGUUACCCGGACAAUUUCCUCCACAUCUGUGUAGUCAACCAGCCCUCCAUGACAAUUUCUGACCAUUGGUGACGAUCGGGCAGUGUGCAAUAUUUGGAGAUGGUGGGAUAGUAAAGUCCCAUAUUAUUAAAACGUGUAUGCGGAUAGUCUGUCAUUACAUGAGGUUGAUGUUUUCGAGUGUAUAAUUAUAUAAGUAUAUUCGAGAGAAUAAUUACCCAUUUUCUUGUAAUAACUCGAAUUGGACAUCAUUUUGCCCUUCUUUUCUAGCGUCAAUGUUUACUACCGUAAAAUAGUACAAUUUUCAUUUUUUGUAAAGAAUGUGUUAUGUGAUAAACAUUUUCUUGCAUUUGUUGCCAUUUAAAUCAAAAGAAAUGAAACUCUUGACGGAAGAAUAACUUGCUCUAUAUUUUCUUGUAUUAAAUGGCAACGAAUGUAAUAUCCUAUGUCAAAAAACAUUGUAACAGACCUUUGUCCAAUAAAUUCCCUUAAGCUUUUUUCUGUUUUUCUAAGAUAAAAAGGUGUGGCAUUUUUAUAACCUUGGUGUUGGCCGCGGCGGUAGAUGCUGUUUCAUUCAUCCAUUUACUUAGACAGUAUGUAUGUUUACGUGUUGGAUAAUCAGACAAUUACUAGUAUUGUAAAUCGAUUAUUCAAUCGGGAUAAAUCGAAAAUGUAUUUCCGUACUAAGCAGUAGUAGGACAAUAAAUGUUUACAACUUGUAUGUCUAAUAAGUUCUAUAUAUUUCAAAAAUGGCCCAAAAUAUUUCUUCAAAAUUGGCCCAAUAUAUUAUAUGACACAUAUUUGUCUUUUUGGUAUGUUUGUACCUUCUUUGCACCGACUUAUUAUGGCCGUCACUAAUAUCAGUAUCAAGUUUCUUCGCUCUGUCUCGAAUAAAUUUUAGUUAUAUCCCUUGUUUGGCGGAGUAAGAACUGACGAGCAUUACCAUCCACUUACAACAGUCGAUUAAUAUAUGCGUCCUGAUUGUCAAACGAGCCAAACUUGGCGGGGAGUAUAAAAUAGAUACAAUGCACUUAUAUCUUAAAUGUAAUAAUCAACAUGUUGAUAAUGAUGGUUCAAUAAAAGUAUAAAAAUAUUAAUACAUAUGAUACAGUUUUGCAUUAUUAUAUGGAUGUUUUUUCUUACAAUUUUGUAUGAGGUUCAAAUUUGUUGACAAUGAAAAUUGGAUCAUUGAUAAAUAAAAUAUCAUAUGCCAAUGAAUUUCUAUGAUUGUUUAGAACUGUUGAUAUAUGAUCGUGUUUCUGUUAAUGGUUAUUUUAUAUGAUUAUAUUAAUGAAAUGUGCUUGAAAUAAAUACUAAUCAGUCA